This is a messenger RNA of Monomorium pharaonis (pharaoh ant), 2349 nucleotides long. RefSeq lists its product as uncharacterized. The record is from RefSeq and is a predicted model, not a curated record. NCBI's taxonomy places the organism in Eukaryota, Metazoa, Arthropoda, Insecta, Hymenoptera, Formicidae. Bases 1 to 2349 code for a protein of 782 amino acids. The transcript has a single exon.
AUGCUCUCCGUCGGACAAAUCGAUCUAUCGCGCGAUGACAAUGAUUUAUGUUUGCAAAAGACGCGUUUAGGCUGGAUAAUUAGCGGAAGCACGACCACUCACAAACCUUCGAAAUUUUCGAGCUGUCACUUAGUUAAUUUAGAAGAAUUAUUAACGCGGUUUUGGGCCAUCGAAGGUAGUAAUGACGAUAAGCCAAGAUCAAAAGAAGAAGCGGAGUGCGAGGCACGCUUCGUAGAUUCCGUCACACGUGAUGAAUCGGGACGCUAUACAGUCCGUUUGCCAUUUCGGAAGAGCGAUCAAAAUUUAGGAAAUUCGCGGCCCGGAGCGAGUAAACGUUUAAUAGCUUUGGAACGCCGACUUAACGCGGACGCGGCGCUGAAUACCGAAUACACUCGCAUAUUCGAAGAAUAUUUAGAAUUAGGACACAUGUCGCCAAUAACGAAUACAAACGAUGACGGAUACUACAUGCCGCAUCACCCGGUUAUAAAAGGUUCCAGUCAUACGACCAAGGUUAGAAUCGUGUUCGAUGCCUCAGCCACCACGAGUAGCGGCCUUUCUUUGAACGAUAUGUUAAUGGUCGGCCCCACCAUACAGGACAAAUUAUUCACCCAUUUAAUCAGAUUUCGCUCGUAUAAAUACGUUGUCACCGCGGACAUAGAAAAAAUGUACCGUCAAGUAUUAGUACAUGAAAAUGAUCGCCGGUAUCAGCGAGUGCUCUGGCGUAGAGGAGGGAAAAUCGAAACUUUUCAGCUCAAUACCUUAACAUUCGGAGUAUCCUCGUCGCCAUUUCUCGCCAUACGUACGAUUCAAAAAUUCGCGGAGGACGAACGUGCAUCUUUCCCUAAGGCGGCCGAAAUCCUAAAGAGUCACUUAUACGUCGACGACUUGCUAACCGGGGCUAAUUCUAUCGAUGAAUGUCGUAACAUACGCGACCAAAUUAUCGCCCUACUCGCGGCUGGCGGGUUUUCAAUAAGACAAUGGGCCUCGAAUGAUGCGCGAAUAAUUAACGAUUUAGAUACACGAGCACAACAUGCGAAUUUCAUUUUUAAGAUAGAUUCCGCGUUAAAAACGUUGGGCAUAUCGUGGAAUACGCGCGAAGAUAAGAUUUGCUAUUGCGCUAAACCAAUCGAAGUCGCGGAGAAGUUAACGAAACGAAAAUUACUGUCGGAAAUUGCCAAAAUAUUCGAUCCGCUCGGUUUGCUCGGCCCAGUAAUUCUUCAUACAAAAAGGAUAAUGCAAGACAUAUGGCGGUCGGGGUUAGAUUGGGACGAAUCCGUUCCGCAGAGCAUGCAUACUGAAUGGCAAGAGUUUGCGCGACAAUUCGACGCAAUUAAUCAAUUCGCCGUCGAUCGUAAUUUAGUCAUAGAUGAAAAUUGCGGAUAUCAGAUUCACGGAUUUUGCGACGCGAGUAACGUCGGUUACGGAGCUGCUAUUUACAUACGAUCUGAGGACCGUCGAGGUCAAGUCGCCGUCCGACUAUUAUGCGCCAAAUCACGGGUCGCUCCCUUGAAGACAACAACGAUACCACGUCUCGAACUAUGCGGCGCACUAUUACUCGCUCAACUAGUACAAGAGAUUCCUCGAGCCUUCUCAAGGGCCCCGAAUAAAAUCGCGCUCUGGUGCGAUUCUACUAUAGUUUUGCACUGGAUAAAAACUCCAUCUAACGUGCUUAAAACAUUCGUCGCGAAUCGGGUGGCCGAGAUACAGAUUCUCACCGACGCGGGCGAUUGGCGUCACAUUAGAUCUGAAAAUAAUCCGGCCGACGCCUUAUCCAGGGGACAGUUGCCUCACAAUUUCAUGCGAAACAAAACCUGGCUGACGGGCCCGUCGUGGCUAAUUGAACGCGAGCACAAGUGGCCUUGCAUAGCGAUGCGGUUAAUCGAAAUUCCGGAAGUCAAGCAAAACUCGUGUUUAGCUACAAUAGUUUAUGAUGAGACUAUUCUAAGGGCGUAUUCGUCGUAUGCGAAGUUAUUAAGAAUCGUGGCAUACUGUUGUCGUUUUUUGCACUCACAGAAGUAUUCCGGCCCGUUAUGCGUAGAGGAAAUCGAGGCGGCCGAAACGCGCGUGUUAAGGCUUUUACAAUCGAUUGGCCUUCCGAACGAGUUCAAACAUGUAAAAAAUAAAGCACCUGAGUCUCGCAGGCAUAAAAUCGAUCGAUUAAAUCCAUUCAUAGACGGAAACGGCCUAAUUCGAGUAGGGGGACGUAUCAGUUUAUCUGACGCAUCAUUCGACCAAAGGCAUCCGAUAUUACUUCCGAGCUAUCAUCCAGUCACAGAUAACAUUAUAAGAGAGACCCACGCAAAGCAUUAUCAUGCGGGCAUACAAAUGACAUUACAUCUUAUUCGAUAA